AACACAGUGAGGCGUAGUAGAAUUUCACAGGUCAGCUGUUAGCUGACGUGCUGCUCUUAAACCCCUCAAAGAAGUUUUCAUUUUAUUAGGAUUUUUUAAAAAUAUGACCCUAAACAAUAUGGCAGACCCAAGGAGACCGAAUAAGAUCUUUCGCUACAAGCCUCCCAAUACCGAAACGAACCCGACAUUGGAAGAUCCUACACCGGAUUACAUGAACCUGCUCGGCAUGAUAUUCAGUAUGUGUGGCCUGAUGCUCAAGCUUAAAUGGUGUGCAUGGAUUGCAGUGUAUUGCUCGUUCAUCAGUUUCGCCAAUUCACGAAGCUCAGAAGACACUAAACAGAUGAUGAGUAGCUUCAUGCUGUCCAUAUCAGCAGUCGUGAUGUCGUAUUUGCAGAACCCGCAGCCCAUGUCGCCACCGUGGUAACAAAUAAUCCAGACCCAGGGAGAUAUCUCAGCAGGGACGGCAUGAGAACCAGCUGAUCCUCCCACUGUCCUUCUGGAACACAGGGACAUACACUCAUCAGCCCAGCUGGCCAAUCAGAGGCUGUCAAAUUGACCAGUGUAGCUCCUGUUUGACCCUUUUUUGAAUUUGUCUCUGUGCUCACUGAUUUUUAGGGAUGCGACUGACCACACUAUGCUAAAAAUAUUCAUAUGUUUUGACUGAUUUUGAGAAAUAAAUGACUGUUUUAAACAUU
Molecule: messenger RNA, 695 nt
Organism: Pimephales promelas (fathead minnow)
Lineage: Eukaryota; Metazoa; Chordata; Actinopteri; Cypriniformes; Leuciscidae
Gene: wdr83os
Product: WD repeat domain 83 opposite strand
Biological process (GO): protein insertion into ER membrane
Cellular component (GO): endoplasmic reticulum membrane
Molecular function (GO): protein folding chaperone
Source: RefSeq, a predicted model, not a curated record